This is a messenger RNA of Eucalyptus grandis, 2710 nucleotides long. RefSeq names its product disease resistance protein RUN1. Gene Ontology annotation, biological process: signal transduction; defense response. NCBI's taxonomy places the organism in Eukaryota, Viridiplantae, Streptophyta, Magnoliopsida, Myrtales, Myrtaceae. Bases 434 to 2431 code for a protein of 665 amino acids. The record is from RefSeq and is a predicted model, not a curated record. The transcript has 7 exons. Gene Ontology annotation, molecular function: ADP binding.
UUGAUCUGUAACGGCCCUUAUCAGGUUCAAGUUGCCAGGCUCCACCACAAAGUGCAAAGAAGAAGUCUACCUUAGAUGCUUGCACACCUCGAGGGGAGCUAGGGUUUCAACUUGCCCAACUGUGGAAGCACAAACUCUCUUUCACAAACCCAUCCACCAGUUUGCCGGUAUAAUCUCUGCAAACACACGCUAUACUCCCUUCCGAUCUAAUUUCGUCUAAGGAGCCAUCCACGUUCACCUUCAACUCACUGCUAUUCGGUGGCUUCCAUUGCUCAGAGUCUACCUUCGAUGGCUCAGGAGUUCGUUUUUUAAAAACAAAAUCUUUUGUUGCUUCCCCAUCUCCCGAAGCACAGAAGCCAGCCGCUCUGGUGAAGACCACCUCAAACAUAGUCAAGAAUUGCUCAUUCUUGACCUCCUGUCUUUGGUGCUUCCAAUGGCCUCUCCUUCACAAUCCAAGGGGCCUUAUGACGUCUUCUUGAGUUUUAGAGGCCCGGACACCCGCCUUGGAAUUGUCAGUCAUCUCUACAAGGAUCUAGACCAGAGAGGAAUAUACACAUUUAAAGAUGACGAGAAAAUCAAGAAAGGAGAGCGGAUAUCGGAUGUGAUUAUCAAGGCAAUCGAGGAAUCACGCAUCGCAGUCAUCAUUUUCUCCCAGAGAUUCGCCUCUUCAUCAUGGUGUCUGGAUGAGGUAGCCACAAUAAUGGACCGCAAGGCAGCAAAAAAAAUCAUUGUUCUGCCAGUGUUUCACAAUGUGGAUCCGAGAACAGUAAGAAAAGGAAGAAAUGAAAACGAAGAUCUUUUUAAUGAGCAUGAAAAGAAAUACGGAAGUGGUUCGGAGAUAGUGAAGAAAUGGAAGGAAAACCUUGAAGCCGCUGGAUGUUUAUGUGGUUGGGAAUUCAAUAAUUGGAACGUCGCAGAGCCCCAAAAAGAGUCCAUCAUGGGGUCCCCCAAGGAUUCGACUCGCAUCCAAUUAGAAAGCGAGGAGUCGAAGGUCACGGUGGAGUUGAGGGAGGGGACCCCAAUCCAAUUAGGAAACAGGAAGAUCAAACAUGAAGCACAGCUCGUGGAAAGCAUUGUGAGGGAGAUCUGGAUGCAGCUAAAACCAACACACUUGGAUGAUGCUGUGUUUCCAGUUGGCAUAGAUUCCCGAGUGGAGAAGCUGAUAUCAAAAUUGAAUAUGAAGUCUCAGAAAGAAAUUUUCAUAAUUGGUUUAUGGUCAAUGGGAGGUAUGGGCAAAACAACUUUAGCUAGAGCCCUUUAUAACUCUAUUUUUAAGGAUUUCGAAGGCUCUGCUUAUAUCGAUGACAUCAGAGAAACUUCCCAAGGAUCAGAAAAAAUGGUUCCUUUGCAACAAAAUUUACUAUACCAGAUGUUGAUGAUAAAAGAAACAUCAUUGAACAGUGAUGCCGAAGGAUGUAGAUUCAUAAAGGAUAGACUGUUUCGCAAAAGAGUUCUUCUUAUUCUUGACGGUGUGGAUGACAUAUGCCAAGUAGAUAGUUUAGCUAAAGAGCAUAGUUGGUUUGGUGAGGGAAGUAGGAUCAUCAUUACAACGACAGAUAAGAGUCUGCUCAGCGUGAUUGGAGCUUGUAUCCAUGAAGUUCAGUGUCUCAAUGAUGAUGAGGCUCGUGAACUCUUUGAGAAGCACGCUUACAGAAGCAAGGAAAAAAAUAUAACGAGAGAUCUUGUAAAUAGCCUGACCAAAGAAAAAAGAGAAAAUCUUGUAAACAGAGCUCUGCAAUAUGCUCAAGGCCUUCCUUUAGCUCUGGUGGUGUUGGGUGGUUCCUUUGCUGCUAGCGGAGAAGAAGAUUGGGAAGGUAAACUGGAUAAUUUCACCAAAAGGUCUGACCAAGCCAUCGAUAAAAAGCUUAGAAUAAGCUAUGAUAAAUUGAAUGAAGAUAACAAGGAUAUUUUUCUCCACAUUGCUUGCUUCUUCAACGGGUGGAAGAGAACAUACGUUGAAGGUGUUCUUAAGAAUUGUGGUCUUCCAGUAUCAGGGGUAAAAGAUCUCAUCCAGAGAUCAUUGAUAAUGGAAGAGAAUGGGACCCUAAAAGUGCAUGACUUGAUUGAGUUGAUGGGUAAAAACAUUGUUGACAGAGAAUGUCGUCAUGAUGCUGCCAAACGUAGCAGAUUGUGGCGCCGGGAAGAUGUCAUCGACGUACUAUCAAGAAAUGAGGGGACAGAUGCAGUAAAUGCCAUAGUAUUGGCACUACCAAAUCCGGAAACCAUAGAUAUUCGUUCUGAAGCUUUUGCAAAGUUGAAAAAUUUGAGAUUCCUCAUUAUAAUUAAUGUCAAGACUAAUUUUCGGGAUCCUAUCUGUCUCCCUAGAAAGCUAGGAUGGUUUGAAUGGCCAGAGUGUUCUGCCUCCAGUCUGAAACUUACGUCUCCAGACAACCUGUCAAUACUUGCUGUGCGCAAAGGCCUUUUUACAUAACCGGGGGAACCAUGAUUUGAGGUCCGCAUGGUUUUGUGGCAUUCCGAGGAACUUGGAUUAGAAAAGAAAACCCAAUUCCUAAGGCCACGUGAUAGAGAUAUAUUUAAGAAAUCCUUUAUAUCUCAUUUGAUUCCGUUUAUCUCCUGAGGGUGUGCCAUGUUCCAUUGAUUUUGCAUAUCAUUGAUCAUCAUUCUGUAAAGUUUAUGAAUAGGCUUAGAUAAUAUUCAUAAUUGAAUAAACAAGACAUUAUUCAAUUUCAGUUUUCGCUUUAUAUUUGUC